Angiostrongylus costaricensis is the source of this 288-nucleotide messenger RNA. The record is from the annotation of a GenBank genome assembly. Lineage: Eukaryota; Metazoa; Nematoda; Chromadorea; Rhabditida; Metastrongylidae.
AUGAAGUUUGUAUUGCUGCUGGCAUUUGUUUCCAUAGCUCUCUCUCGCCCCUGGUGCAUCGAUGAUUACGAUGAAUAUAACAAUAUCGUAAUAGAUGGCGAUGUAUAUUUUGCUAGUGACAAAAAAUUAGACAUAUUCGGAAGUUGUGAAGACGAUUCAUCAUCUAGCGCAGACGACGACAACAGCAACGACGACUACGGCUAUCCAGACCCAGACACUUCUGAUGAGAAAACUACAGCUAAGACUGAUGAUCUUGAAUAUCAUUCCAAUGAGAACAUGUACAAUUGA